Rhipicephalus microplus (southern cattle tick) is the source of this 1133-nucleotide messenger RNA. RefSeq names its product very long chain fatty acid elongase 7. NCBI's taxonomy places the organism in Eukaryota, Metazoa, Arthropoda, Arachnida, Ixodida, Ixodidae. Gene Ontology annotation, biological process: very long-chain fatty acid biosynthetic process; fatty acid elongation, polyunsaturated fatty acid; fatty acid elongation, saturated fatty acid. The record is from RefSeq and is a predicted model, not a curated record. Gene Ontology annotation, molecular function: fatty acid elongase activity. Gene Ontology annotation, cellular component: endoplasmic reticulum membrane.
UCCUCGUAUGCAUCGGCACCGCGUACGGAGAACGUCAGUGACCGGCGGGCGAAGCGCACGCCCGACAGCAGGGUUCACGGACUACCGCGGCAGCGCACAGUUUGGUUCGCGAGGAGCGCCUCGCACCGCCUACCACGAUGGAGACACAAGAGGCCAGCUUACUCGGCGGCAUGCAUACGAACGCGACUCCGUGGUUUCCACAGCGCGACUCCCGCACGGAAGGCUGGCCGCUGACCGGCAGCCCGCUGCCGGUGGCCAUGAUCACGGCCGCGUACGUCUACUUCGUCAAGGUUGGCGGACCUCGGUGGAUGUCGAGGCGCAAGCCGUACGACCUGCGCAGCUUCAUCCUCGUCUACAACCUACUGGCCGCGCUGUUCACCGCUUUCUUUGUGGCGCGCUUCGCUAAGCUCGCCUACUGGGACCGUGGCUACACGUUCCUCAUGGACCUGGACGUGAGCGACGAGCCCGCCAGCCUGGAGAUAGUGCGCCUCUCGUGGUGGCUGUACCUGUUCAAGCUGUGCGAGCUGAGCAGCACCGUGUUCUACGUCCUACGGAGAAAGUACGAACAGAUCACGACGCUCCACGUGGUGCACCACGUCAUCGUCGCCUGGAACGUCUGGAUCAACGUCACCUACGCCGCCCAGUCGCACACUAUGUUCGUAGUGUGCAUCAACGGCUUCGUGAAUGUGCUGUCGUACCUGUACUACUUCCUGGCGGCUCUCGGACCGGAGUACAAGAAGUGGCUCUGGUGGAAGAGUCAUCUCACCAAGGUGCAGAUAGUGCAGUUCGUGCUGUACUUCGUGCACGCGGUGUGCCUGCUUUUCGCCGAGGGAAACUACGUGCCCCUGUUCGUGUGGCUCGAGUUCGGACAGGCAGUGCUGUUCUUCUCGCUGUUCGUGCUCUUCUACGUGAAACUGUACACCAAGGACAAAGGGGGACUGUGCGGUCCUGUCAAAGCGGACUAGAUGGACGCUCUUGUGAAAAGGCUCCGUUGCCUUGGGAAUCGGUUUGAAGCGCGAGCCGCGACGUUUAGUGAAAAGUGCGUCAUCCGGGGCUCUCGUCUGUCAAAAAGAGGACUGCGAGAAUAAGGGGGACGAAUAAACACAGCACCGCUGGUCGGAGUUUUCUGAAUA